AUGAUGUUACCUAACAUGUUUAAUGAAUCUUUUAGAGACAGUUGGUAUUUAACAGACGAAAUUAGUUGCAGCAGAAACCCCAUCCAUCAUUCUUUGUUUAUUAACUGUGGUGGAGCUAGAACAGUGUUUGAGGGAAACGAAUAUCAAAUGGGAUGUAACAACGAGCAAUCUUAUUUCUAUACUGAAUCGGAUGGAUGGGCUUAUAGCGCUAACGGUGUUUUCAUGGGCAACAGGACUGCCCCAUUUGUUGGAACCAAUACAAAUGUGACAGUUUCACAAAUGAUUCCACAUUUUCAAGCCUUGGAAGACGCUAUUUCGAUAUAUCAAUCCAAGUCGGGUGUUUUGCAACGGAAAGGCUUUAACAUUAUGGAAGAAGCUGGAGGUGUUGGAAUUGGGAUUUCUAGAGAUUUUGAUAAUAUUGUGGUUAACGGAAGCACGUUAGAUAUUCACUUGUACCGGGCUGGAAAGGGGACAACUGCCAUUCCACAACGAGGUGUAUAUGGGCCUCUUUUAUCUGCCAUCGAAAUAAUACCUAACUACGACAUCAACACAGGUGGACUUUCUGCUGGAGCUAUUGCUGGAAUUGUGAUUGGCUCAUGUGGACUAGUAUUAGCUCUACUUUGGUGGAGAGGUUAUAUACGAGGAGACAAAGAAGAUAAAGAGCUUCGAGCGCUUGAAUUACAAACGGGGUAUUUCAGCCUGCGACAAAUUAAAUCCGCUACUCAUAACUUUGAUCCUACAAACAAGAUCGGUGAAGGAGGAUUUGGACCAGUUUAUAAGGGCGUACUCUCGGAUGGUUCCGAGAUUGCUGUUAAACAACUUUCAGCAAGAUCAAAGCAAGGAAACCGUGAAUUUGUGACUGAAAUAGGAAUGAUAUCCGCUUUACAACAUCCAAAUCUUGUGAAGCUUUAUGGUUGUUGUAUCGAAGGAAAAGAGUUGUUGCUUGUAUACGAAUACCUCAUCAACAACAGUCUCGCACGUGCCCUUUUUGGUCAAGAGGAUCAGAAGCUUCAUUUGAACUGGUCAGCAAGAAAGAAGAUAUGUAUGGGAAUCGCAAAGGGAUUAGCAUAUUUACAAGAAGAGUCAAGAUUGAAAAUAGUUCAUAGAGACAUAAAAGCCACAAAUGUGCUUCUUGACAAGGAUCUUAAUGCAAAAAUAUCAGAUUUUGGUUUGGCAAAAACUUGA
Messenger RNA from Lactuca virosa, 1185 nucleotides. The record is from the annotation of a GenBank genome assembly. Lineage: Eukaryota; Viridiplantae; Streptophyta; Magnoliopsida; Asterales; Asteraceae.